Xenopus laevis (African clawed frog) is the source of this 4489-nucleotide messenger RNA. RefSeq names its product NLR family, CARD domain containing 4 L homeolog (gene nlrc4.L). The transcript has 9 exons. Gene Ontology annotation, molecular function: nucleotide binding; ATP binding. The record is from RefSeq and is a predicted model, not a curated record. Gene Ontology annotation, cellular component: cytosol. Bases 291 to 3338 code for a protein of 1015 amino acids. Lineage: Eukaryota; Metazoa; Chordata; Amphibia; Anura; Pipidae. Gene Ontology annotation, biological process: defense response to bacterium; regulation of apoptotic process; detection of bacterium.
AUCCCCCAAGGCCCUGCAUUAAUGAAUGUUGUAAUGCUAAAACGGAAACCUGAGCUCUCCAGGAAGAGGAAGAGAAAAGAAAAGUUUAUGUGGAGCACAGAAUCAGCAAUAGUUAUUUCUUGGCGUGGCUUCAGUGAGCAUUUGUUUUGGAAAGGACACAGUGUUGGGAUAAAUCUGUUGCCUUUGUGGGAAUUUUCUGUACUGCCGUGUAUGUGCUUCUGGGAUCAGAUCUUCGCAAGGUGAUUUAUGGUCAUUUCUAAAGAAUAUCAGUUUCUUCAGACUAAUUUACAAUGGAUUUAAUUAGGAGAAAAUAUGCGGAGCUGGUUCAGAGAAUGGGAAGGACCAUUGCCGUUCAGAUAACCAGUGACCUGUUCACAAGAAAUAUUCUUUCUAUGGGUGAGAUGGAGGAAAUUCUGUCCUAUAAGGUGGCACAAGAUUUAACAAGACAGCUGCUUAAUGGAAUUUUAAAAAAAGGCCCAGAGUCCUGCACUCAGUUUCUUCAGUCCCUCGAAAAUCAAGAUCCAUUUUUCUAUGAAGACUUGAUUGGACAACGUGUUCAGAGUGGAGUCACAGAAGAAGAUUUGGAAAACCUAGCUGACCACUUAAAGCGUCUGUACCAAUACCCCUUUUUCAAGAAAUUUAAUCCUCUUGGUGAGGACACUGACAUUGAUAUCAUUUUUGAUUUAGACCGAACAUUUACAGAUCCGUUGCUGUGGAGGAAAGGAACCCUUAAUCGUAGGGAAAAGCAGUUUACUUUAAUUGAAAUGUUGGAAGAACUGGAAAGCCCUUGUGUUAUUGAAGGAGAAGCAGGGAAGGGGAAAACAACUAUACUUAAAAGAAUCGCUAUGCUUUGGGCCUCUGGAAAAUGCAGUGCAUUAGCAAAUUAUAAACUCGUCUUCUUUGUCACUCUGCGUGGUGCCAGUGAAGGGCUCUAUGAAACACUCUCUGACCAGCUUUUUCCUAUAACUUACUCGUGGAAUAAAAAAGAAUUCAUGAACGAAAUAUGGAAUUUAGGAAGAAAAGUAUUGUUCCUGCUUGAUGGGUAUGAUGAAUUUCAGUCCGAGAGCUGCAUUGAAAUUGAAGAACUUAUUAAAAACAAUCCUAAAUUUAACAGCACAUUGAUUGUGAGCACGAGAACAGAGACAAUUGGAAAACUAAGGAGGUGUGGUGCGCUUAUUGCUGAAACCAGUGAUUUUUCUUUAGAUAAUGCAAAACAGUUAAUUGAAAGUGUUUUAGAAGAGAAUGAAGCAACUGGGUUGUUGAUCCAGUUAGAAGAAUCAAGUUUCAUGCAGAACCUCAUGAAAACCCCAUUAUUUGUCGUUAUUGCUUGUGCUCUUCGGAUGGGGGAAAGCGAUUUUCAGAUGAACACACAGACAACCCUUUUUUGUACAUUAUAUGACCUGAUGGUUGAAAAAAAAAAGUACAAAAUAAGACACCUAAGUGCAAACAUCCUAGCAGCAAACAUCAGGAAAUUUGGAGAUCUGGCUCUGGAUGGAUUGUUUGAACAAAGAUUUGACUUCUUUGAGGAGCAUCUCUCUAAAAUUAAAGAAGAGGUUCUCUUAAAUAUAGGCUUGCUGAAUAAAUACACUGCUCAGAGGCGCAAGGCUGUUUACAGAUUUUUUCAUACAACAUUUCAGGAAUAUAUUGCUGGGAGGAGACUCUCUCAACUUCUAUCGUCUGAGGACACCUCAGAUGUUACUAAAGGAGAGCUCUUUCUAAAUAAGAUUGGUUCUGUUUUCGAUAUCACCACUAAAUAUAAAAAUCUCCUCUUAUACACUUGUGGAUCAUCCAAGGUGGCAACACAAAAAGUUGUAAAACAUGUUGCAGAAGUACACAAUCAGGACACAAAUAAUUACAGUACAGAGUUGGUGGAAUUUGGGGUUAACCUUUUCUUUGAAAGCUCCACCAAAAAAGACUUAAGCCAAGAAUUUGAAAAGCUCUUUUCUGAGAAACGCUUGUAUAUUAAUUCCCAUAAUAUCUCUUCUCACCAUAUUGAAUUUUUUCUAUACUUACCAAACUGUCUUAGUGCAUUACAGCUGAUCAAGUUAGAUCUAUCAGGUACUUGUGCCAUUGUACCAAGUGAAAGUUCUGUGGACAGAGGUGCCGCAAGUGCACAUUCCACUGUUUGCGACAGUUACAUUCCAGAGAAAGCCGUCAGAUUAUUUUUUGAUUGGAAUCAAUCAAUUCAGACUUUGGAAGUCAUCCUCAGAGAUUUUCAUCGAUUAAAUAAAAAAGAUAUAAAAUACCUCGGUAAAAUAUGCUGCUCUGCCGACAGUCUUCGACUGAACAUUAAAAGGAGUUCAGGAAUAACUGGAUCCUUGGUGGGUGUUUUGGAGUCCUGUAAGAAUAUACAAGAUUUAAAUGUUGAUAGUACCCCACUUAGCAUUGAAGAUGAGAGAAGGAUUGUAGCAAUGACAGAGAUGAAAACACUGAGUAUUUCAAACCUACAGAGUGAACAUCUACAAGGUGGACUAUUAGAGGGAUUGUGUAAUCUAGUAAGGCUUGAAAAAUUGGUUUUCCACAACAUUAAAAUGGGCGAAAAUGAUGCAAAAACUCUGGCUAAAGGCAUGGGCAGUCUGAAGAGGUUAAAGCGAUUAUCAAUAUCUCAUAUCUCCAACAUUGGAGAUGGCAUGGAGAGUAUUGCAGAAUCAAUUUCCUCGAGUUGCCAUGAGCUUAAAGAACUGAAAUUAACAGAUUGUUGUUUGAGUGUGAAAGCCCUCAGGAGUCUUUCUUUCAGUUUAAAAAUGUUCUCUAGCCUUGAAAUACUGGAUUUGUCUGGGAAUUAUUUACAAGAAGGAGGAAAGGAAUCAGUAGAAGAAUUGGCUACCAACCUGACUCAUCUGGAUGCAAUAAUGACACUUUUGCUGCCUGGAGGAACAGAUGUAAAGUUUUGCCUGGAGGGGUUAUUACUUACAUUAAGGCGCAUUCCUAACUUGUCAAAACUUGCUUUUAAACAAUGGAACUUGACCAGUGAUGACAUGAAUACGUUAGCUUCUCAUCUUAGCAGCUUUAAAAACCUUUCAUAUUUGGAUCUUUCUGAUAAUGGUGCUCAAAGUGCAGGCUGGCUUUCCUUGACUGCCAUACUACAAUAUCUGACGAAUUUGACCUAUGUAAACUUUAGCACUGAGGACAUCUUCACUCCAGAUCCAGACUUAGUGCGGAAGCUGGUUCGUGCAAUAUCAACGCUGCCAUUUUUAUAUACAAUGGAACUGAACAAUUGGCAGCUAGAUGAUUUUGACCUUGCUCAAAUCAAAAAAGCAAAAAAUAUGAUUCGCCGGCCUGGGAAUACAUGUGUUCACUUUUUCCAAGUCAGUAACAUGGAAGUUGAUGGAAGAUAGAAACAGCUUCUCUCAACAAUAUCAUGUCAUCACUCCCUCUGAUUUAGAGUAUUAGACUCUUCCUGUAUGUUGAUUUUAUUGCUGUUUUAGCCUUUAAAAACUUUUGGAAGCAUUGUUCAUGCUUUGGUAAGAGCAGUAUGUUCUCAGCUUUCUAGUUGUGUCUGUAGAAUUGAGUCUGGUACCUCCAUCUUCUAAUCAUGUGACACCAAAAUGUAGUUUUAGGGUAAAAUUCUUCUUUAAAUAUCAUGAAGAUCUUAUCUGUUUUGUUCUUGCAUCUGGGCACUGACCCAUUCUACAUGGAAUCCAUUGCAACCAAUAACAUUGCUGCCACAGAACAAUAAAAACUUACUGCCAUUGGUGGAUUUUAAUUAAAUAUAAGGCAGCCUGUGUUCAGCCUCAAUAUAUUCAUGAGUGGUAGGAUUGGGGUGUGGCAUGUAGGAGUCCCUUCUCCCUCCCCUUACAUGGGAAUGGAAGAGGACUCAGGCUGCAAUGGGGCCCUGACUUUACUGCAAGGUCCACAUUAAAGUUAUUCCCCCAGGCAGAGGUCCUAUGUGGAUGAACACUAAGGGAAAAACUCUUACGCCCCAUUGUGCUCUUGCAUGUCUGGACUAUAAAUGACCCUAAUACAUUUCACCUAGUCUGGAGUGUGAUAUAAUUUCUUAGCAUUUUUUUUCAUGUGGUCUAUAAUGUUCAUGACCCCAAAGUUAACAUUAAUCACACCACCACAGGGCCUCCUCUCUCUUAACAUUUGCCAUGAAAUCUUUGUUACUGUGUAUAUAUAUUUCAAAUUAUUUUUAUUUAUGUUUUAUGUAUUUAGGAUUCUCAUUUAUACAGGUCAUGAUAUAUACAAUAUUUAGUAGAAUUAAGUCAAAGGCAAUAAAACAUUUAUUGUUUUUUUUAGAGGUUUUUUUUCUUGAAAAAGGAAAAAAAACCUAAAUGUCCAGUUGCCAUUGAUUUAAUUAUAUUAGAUACUUUAUAUUUUUAUUUAUGGCCAUGUUUUGCACUAUUGCGUGUUUGCACUAUUUAUUUAUUGCUAUAUUGUACUAAUGUGAAAAUGUAUUGUGCUGCUUAUACAGGAGCAUGUUAUUAUACACGCAUACAAUGGUCUGAUGUGAUGGUGAAAAGAUCACUUCUAUAAAUAGAAAAAAAUU